AGAGAAGGCUGAUGAGAAUUAAAGGCUUGUCUCAAGAGGUGACCUCCAAGGACAUGCUGCGCACUCUCGCUCAGGCUAAGAAGGAAUGCUGGGACAGGUUCCUGCAGGAGAAGUUCGAGUCUGAAUUUUACGUAGAGGGACACGACUCUGAUGAGAGCACGCUGGAACAUCUAAAGCGAUGGCUGCACCCUGAUAAAGUGGCGGUCAGCACCGAGGAGGUGCAGUACCUCAUCCCUCCGGACCCUCAGCCAGAGAAGCAGGAGACCGAGGAGGAACCUCCCACUGCGGAGCAGUGA
This is a messenger RNA of Pterocles gutturalis (yellow-throated sandgrouse), 296 nucleotides long. It is a transcript of the gene CCDC32, whose product is annotated as chromosome unknown open reading frame, human C15orf57. The transcript has 2 exons. The annotation marks the transcript as partial. The record is from RefSeq and is a predicted model, not a curated record. NCBI's taxonomy places the organism in Eukaryota, Metazoa, Chordata, Aves, Pterocliformes, Pteroclidae. Gene Ontology annotation, biological process: cilium organization.